AGACGCAUUCUCACUAUGUUGCCCAGGCUGGUCUUGAACUCCUUGCCUCAAGUGAUUCUUCUGCCUAAUCCUCCCAAAGUUCUUAGAUUACAGGGACUAUUGGCAUUCAGUGAUGUGGUCAUAGAAUUCUCUCCAGAGGAGUGGGCAUGCCUGGACCCUGCCCAGCGAAAUUUGUAUAGGGAUGUGAUGUUCGAGAACUACAGAAACCUGGUCUCCCUGGGACUUCCAGGACUAUGUUAAAAUAGAAGCAUUGAUAAUGGGCACAAUAUCACUUUGCAUUGGUGUCUGUGCAUUUGAAGGAGCAAACACCUCUACCAGUUUUUAUAAACUGGUUUAUACAGCUAUUUUAUCUUAUUCCAUUCAAGACCUUUUGCCAGAGCAGGAUAUGAAAGAUUUAUGCCAAAAAGUGACACUGACAAGACAUAGAAGCUGGGGCCUUGACAAUUUGCACUUAGUGAAAGACAGGAGAACUGUGAAUGAAGGUAAGGGGCAGAAAGAGUAUUACAAUAGACUUACUCAAUGUUCAUCAACUAAAAGCAAAAUCUUUCAAUGUAUUGAAUGUGACAGAAAUUUUAGCCGGAGGUCAAUCCUUACUGAACAUAAGAGAAUUCAUACUGGAGAGAAACCAUACAAAUGUGAAGAAUGUGGCAAAGUUUUCAAUCGAUGUUCAAACCUAACCAAACAUAAAAGAAUUCAUACUGGAGAGAAACCCUACAAAUGUGACGAAUGUGGCAAAGUUUUUAAUUGGUGGUCACAACUAACUAACCAUAAGAAAGUUCAUAGUGGAGAGAAACCCUACAAAUGUGAUGAAUGUGGCAAAGUUUUUAAUUGGUGGUCACAACUAACUAGCCAUAAGAAAAUUCAUAGUGGAGAGAAACCAUACACAUGUGAAGAAUGUGGUAAAGCCUUUACCCAGUUCUCAAACCUUACACAACAUAAGAGAAUUCAUACUGGAGAGAAACCCUACAAAUGCAAAGAAUGUUGCAAAGCCUUUAACAAGUUCUCAAACCUUACUCAACAUAAGAGAAUUCAUACAGGAGAGAAACCCUACAAGUGUGAAGAAUGUGGCAACGUUUUUAAUGAGUGCUCACACCUAACUAGACACAGGAGAAUUCAUACUGGCGAGAAACCCUACAAAUGUGAAGAAUGUGGCAAAGCCUUUACACAGUUUGCAAGCCUUACUCGUCAUAAAAGAAUUCAUACUGGAGAAAAACCCUACCAAUGUGAAGAAUGUGGCAAAACUUUUAAUCGGUGUUCACACCUAAGUAGCCAUAAGAAAAUUCAUACUGGAGAGAAACCCUACAAAUGUGAAGAAUGUGGCAGAACCUUUACUCAAUUCUCAAACCUCACUCAGCAUAAAAGAAUUCAUACUGGAGAGAAACCCUACAAAUGCAAAGAAUGUGGCAAAGCGUUUAACAAGUUCUCAAGCCUUACUCAACAUAAGAGAAUUCAUACUGGAGUGAAACCCUACAAAUGUGAAGAAUGUGGGAAAGUUUUUAAACAGUGCUCUCACCUAACUAGCCAUAAGAGAAUUCAUACUGGAGAGAAACCCUACAAAUGUAAAGAAUGUGGCAAAGCUUUUUACCAAUCGUCAAUCCUUAGUAAGCAUAAGAGAAUUCAUACUGAAGAGAAACCCUACAAAUGUGAAGAAUGUGGCAAAGCCUUUAACCAGUUCUCAAGCCUUACUCGUCAUAAAAGAAUUCAUACUGGAGAGAAAUGCUACAAAUGUAAAGAAUGUGGAAAAGGUUUUUACCAAUCCUCAAUCCAUAGUAAGUAUAAGAGAAUUUAUACUGGAGAGGAACCUGACAAAUGUAAAAAAUGUGGCAGUCUUUAAAAGCUGCUUACAUUAUACAUGGCUUCAGUAAUUUCAUACUGAAUAAAAGUGGUAUGAGCAUAAUGACUGUUUAAGGAUGUUUCACAAAAUGUAAGCUUCAGAGUGCACAACACUAUACUGAAUGAAAUUUAUAAAUGUAAAAGAUUACAGUACCCUUAUUUCAAAGAUCUUCCUGUAAAUAGGAUCUGUACUAGAGGAAAAACCCUUAAGCAAUUAUUCAGACUUUAUUCAACUUUAGAGGAUUUUAUGGGGGCAAAAAACCUCCUUCAAAUGUGGAAAAACAUUUUUUCAAGAUAUAUACCUUAGAAAACACCAGAGUUUAUAGUAUAGUAGAAUAUAUUUUACAGAUACAGUGAAUACAAACAAAUGUCCAAAAUAAAGUCUAAAUAAAACAUUACAUAAUUUACUGUAGAAAGUACUAAGGCACUAACAGUUUCAGAUGUUACUUUAAAGCAGUAUUGAUUGUCGAGAAUAAUUCAAAGUUAAAAUAGAUAAUUUAGUUGUAUGUAAAUUUAAAUGAAUCAAGAGAUGAUGUCUUUUUGAAGUACCGUUACAUUCAUGUUAUACUUUUUUGCAUUAAAAGUUUUUAUAUUUUUGAUUAUACAUUUUAAUAUUGAUGUAAUUCAUAGCUCAAAAUCACUUGAUUUUAUAUUUAUUGUUUAUGUUAAAGCAUGUGGUCAGUUGCUGCAUAAGAGCUAUGAGAAGUUCUUCUAUAUUAGAUGACCAUCAUUUAUAUGCUUUUUCAUGAAUGAUUAAGGGCACUUAAAUGUAACAUUUAUAAGGGAAAUCUAAGUAGAAAUGCUUUUUCUUGAUGUAUAACUGUUUUAAGUAACACAUUAGGUAUUCAGAGAAGUAUUUUGCAUUAUAGUAAUAGGGAAACAUUUUGAAUUUUAGUAGUAAAAUGUUUUAUGAGUUGCACAUUAAGGUAAUACAGUAGCUUUUGAAAUGUUACUUUUAGAAUGCAAUUUCUUUUCAUAAAACAAAAUGAUUUUUAAUGUGUUAAGAAUAUUUUGCAUUGAAUGAAGUAUAUCUUGCCAUAAUAAUUAACCUAUACCACCUUAGACAAAGUUGUAGGUAACAGAUAGUAACAAUACACUACUGGGUAACAGUGAAAGGACACUGUCCUCUAGUAAUCUCUUUUUCCAAUGGCUUUUAAUUUCAAACAACUUGGGGAAUUUUUUUUUAUAUGAUAUGCUUUGGUGUUUUUGUACCUUACCUCAUGUUGAAAUGUGUUCCCCCAUGUUGGAGGUGGGGUCUAGUGGAAGGUGUUUAGGUCAUGGGUGUAGAUCCCUCAUGAAUGGAUUGGUGUUCUUACCACUGCAGUUAGUGUGUUCUCUGUUAGUUCAUGUGAAAGCUGGUUGUUAAAAAAAAAAAAAAAAAAAAAAAAAGCUGAUAUUCCCCUUGCUUUGUCUUUUGCUAUGAUACCCCUUUGCCUUUUAUCAUGCAUAAAAGCUUCCUGAGGCCUCAUCAGAAGUUAAGCAGAUGCUGAUGUCAUGCUUGUAUAGCGAACAGAACUGAGGCUAAUAAACCUCUUUUCUUUAUUAAUUUGCCAGUGUUAAGUAUUCCCUUCUAGCAGUACAAAAUGGACUAACAUACCAUAGGUUAUAUUUUAAUUUUUUUCUUUUGUAAAUACUGGACAAUCAUACUCAUAUAAUCUUCAGUACAACCAUUAUAAUUGCCCACUAUAAUGAUAAUUAUAAAGGAGUAUAAUGAAAAGCCAUGUAUUUUGAAUCCUGAAUGACUAUUUACAAAAUGUCAUACUACAUUUUUCUUUGAGCCUGUGACCUCUCUGGCCUGUAAAAACACAUACAUACACUUAGUUUUGAUUAACAUGCAGUUAAUUUUAUAAGUCUAUCACUCUAAACGUAAGUGUUAGCUUUAAGAGAAUUAUGGAGCAUGUAAUUGUGUUUGAGUGUAGGUGUGUACUUUUUUGAGAAAAAAACAAUAUUGGAACAAAAUAUAAUUUAAAAGUAUUGGUAAUUUACUAGCAAACUAGGAAUCUGAAAGAUUCUGAAAGUAAAUAUUUAUUCUUUGCUUUGUAUUGAAUUUACUUCUGUAAAAUCUUAUGGCUGCUGGCUUAGAAUCUUCUCAUGCAAAUCCUGUUUUUUUCUUGUCUGUUGAUCAUACUAAACCUAAUGUAUAGUUUUCUCAUUCCAAAGUUCAUAAAAUUUUCUCUAUAUUCCUGAGAAAUUCUAAGAAUAACUUUCAUAAAAUGUAUUAAUGUUCACAAGAUAAUUUUAAGAUGUAAUUGUACAAUGUGUGUGUUGCUGCAUUUUAUUUAAUUAGUACAUUCUAUUUUUGUAUUUCAGUUGGAGAACCCUAUUUUGGCUAAUUUUUACUUGGUUUUUGUUUCCAUUUUAAUAUUUUACAUAAUUGAAUUUUUUUCACUUUAUUGAGCCACUUUGUUUAGAUGUACACUGGGAAGGCUUCAUAAUUCACAAAGUUGUUUUGACAUAUAAAUGAAGUGAACAAACACAGGAAAGUGCUAGGUUUCCUGGGGGUAUAAUAGAUGCUCUAUAAUUAGCAGUAAAUAUUCUUGUUUAAGUCACUUUUUGGCUACAAGUAAGAGAUUAGAAAUAUUCAGCAUAAAGAGAUGGCAUUAACUCUGCAUGUAAAGAAAACACAUGUAUACCCAGGCUGUACAGCUGCCUCUGAAAUUAAGAGGAAUGGUGUUCGUUUCAUAGUUAUCUCUGGUACUUCACUAUUAUUUUAUUUUCACCCCCAACUAUGCGUCAGUCAUAGCUCUUUCUCUUCUCUGCUUAUUACGGCUACAGAUUUCUCACUGUUCUCUGCAGCCCAUGUAAUUUCACACAGUAUUUUGUAGGUUGUGAUAAGAAAUUUGAAAUUUUUAAUAUAGUGAAAAAUUGGAUUUAACUGGAGAGUUUGAGGACAUUUUUAAGUUAUAAAUGCACCAUUUGAAUCAUGUAAUUGGCAUAAUUGGGAUGUACUCUACACAGUUUAUAGGAUUAAAUUACUGAGUUAGUAAUGUUUGUAUGAAAGAAAUGUUAUUAGAUUCUACCACAAAAUGUGGUAAACAUGAAAUCAGUUAGAAUAAGUAAAGCAUUAAUAAUGGUAGGCUAUAUAUCAUAAUCACUAUAUAAAGAAACAUUAGAAUUUGGAAACCCCUUAAGCAAAAAUAUAUCUUAGAAAUCUUAAGGACACUUAAUGGCAAGCAAAAAAGUUUAAAUGUAGUCUUUUAUAAAUUACAUAUAGCACAAUUUAUGUGUACAUGUAGAAUCUUUUAGUUUUUAGUGUUUAUGUAAUAUAUUAUACAAUAAUAAACAUUUACAUUUAUGUUUACAUUUAUAUUUAAUUUUUUGAGUUUAAUUUAAAUUUCUAAAUGCUUCUGUGGAUUUAAAUUUUAGAAUAAUCUUUUCUUCCCCGUUGACACUGGAAUCUUGGGAAGUUUCUUACUCAUAUCACAAUAUGUUUUAUUUAAAUGGGUGCAGCUUACAUUGCAGAAUUUAUAUAAAUAAUCACAAAACGAGCCAAUUCCUUAGUCAUUUUCUGUAUUAAAAAACUCAAGAGAUCUAGAGAGCUUUUGGAUUGAAAUAGUUCCUUGGUGAUAUUGGAUGCAAACCUGAUUUCUGUGUUCACACCAUGGCCAGAGAUGGGACUGUUAGCUCCACCUGCUUCUUUAAUGUCAUCCAUAUGAUCAGCAUCAGCACCAGAAACUCCAGGUGUCCCAAACUUAAAGUGAAAGCCAUAGAGUCCAUUGGUGACUGCCAUGUUCUGUGCUGGUUCUAGAACAUGCUGGUCAAUAUCAGAGUUUCUAUGCUUAUGGCUGAUAAGUAGACAUUUUUAAAAAUCAUAAAAACUGUAUUUUCUAUAUAGUUCAGCUAAGGUUAUGAAAAAGAUGCAGACUCAGUAUUUGGAGAAUUGCUUUCGCUCCAUGAUGUGUUUAAAAAUUAUUUUUAAAUUGACAAAAUUAUAUAUAUACAUAUAUAUAUCUUGUAACACAUGAUGUUUGAAAUGCUUAAUUCUAGCUAAUUAAAAAUGCUUUACCUCAGUAGUUAUUUUUAUUGUGAGAACGCUCAACAUUGUCUUGGCACUUUAAAAAAUAUAUAUAUAUUCUCAAUAACUGUAGUCACUCUGCACUACAAUAGGUCUCUUGAACUAAUUCCUCCUAGCUAACAGGCAUUGUUUAUCAUUUAACAGAUAAUUCUCUAAGCCCCGUUCUCCUAAAACUUCAGCAUGUCUUCUUUCUAGUCUCUACUUUUAUGAGAUCAACUUGUUUAGAUUCCACAUGAGUGAGACUGUGAGGUAUUCAUCUUUCUCUGUUCUGCUCCAUUGGUCUAUUUAUCUGUUUUUAAUGCCAGUAUUGGACUGUUUCAGUUACUGUAGCUUUGCAGUAUAUUUGACUGUCAAGUAGUGCAAUGCUGCCAGCUUUCAGAGUCUUUUGCUGUACUAUAUGAAGUUUUGUUUUUUUUGUUUUUGUGAAAAAUUUUAUUGAUAUUUUGAUAGGCAUUAUGUUAAAUAUAUACAUCAUUUGGUGUAACAUAGACUUUUUAGCAAUAUUAAUUUGGCCAAUUUAUCAAUAAGGGAUAACUUUUCAUUUAUUUGUGUUUAAUUUUAUACCUCAAUUUUCUUUAGCUUUUAAUGUAGAGAUCUUUAACAUUUUUGAAUAAUUUUAUUUGGAAGUAAACUUUUUGUAACUAUUGCAGGUGUCAGUUGUUUUCUUUAUUUGUUUUUCAGAUAGUUUGUUGUUAGUGUAUAGAAAUGCUACUGACCCUUGUAUCUUGAUUUUGUAUCCUGCAACUUCAGUGAAUUUAUUCUAAGUGUUUUUAAAGUUUUAUACAUAUAAGACUGUGGUAUCUGCAAACAGGGACAAUUAUUUUCUUUCUUUCCAAUUUGGCUGUCUUUGGUUUUGUUCUCCAAUUGCUCUGGCCUGGAAAUUCAGUAGCAUGUUAAAUAAGAGUGAUGAAAUUAGAUAUCUUUGCCUUACUAUAAUUCUUAGAAAAAAGGCUUACAACUUUUGAAGGUUUAGCAUGAUGUCAGAUGUCCAUUUGUCAUAUAUGGCUUUUAUUGGCUUGAGGCAUGUAUGUUCUAUAUGGAAUUUGUUUUGAGAUUUUGUCGUAAAGUAAUUUUGAAUUUUCUAAAAUUCUUUUUCUGCAUUCACUUAAAAGUUAUCAUUGGUUCUGAGAUCCUUCAUCUUUGUCAGAAUCUAGGAGGAUGCAUCUAUACCUAGAGGAGGACACGAAGGCAUCAUAUGUUACAUUCUCGUGACAUAUAAUGUCUACUGCUUAUAAUGUCUACUGUGAGUUUCUGACUCCCCAAAUGAAAUUGAGGCCCAGAAACUCCUAACUGCAUUGUUCAUUGAAUAAUGCCAAGUGUCUGGCUGGAAAUGUGACUAUUCAGAUUAAAUGCUUAAUGUAUGUGUGUUGACUAAAUAAAUCUCAACCAGAACCUUCUCAGA
Messenger RNA from Nomascus leucogenys (northern white-cheeked gibbon), 7250 nucleotides. RefSeq names its product zinc finger protein 678 (gene ZNF678). NCBI's taxonomy places the organism in Eukaryota, Metazoa, Chordata, Mammalia, Primates, Hylobatidae. The record is from RefSeq and is a predicted model, not a curated record.